This is a messenger RNA of Bombus terrestris (buff-tailed bumblebee), 5187 nucleotides long. RefSeq names its product connectin (gene Con). The record is from RefSeq and is a predicted model, not a curated record. The transcript is spliced from 8 exons. Bases 579 to 2174 code for a protein of 531 amino acids. Gene Ontology annotation, molecular function: protein binding. NCBI's taxonomy places the organism in Eukaryota, Metazoa, Arthropoda, Insecta, Hymenoptera, Apidae.
UUCUGCUCGUUAACGCGUGUCGUCCCAUUCGAAGCGUAACAUAUACACUGAAGCUUAUUGUUAGUGUUUCAUACUUGUGUGCGCGACUUUCUCUGUAUUUUUUUUUCUUAACGUUCAUUAACGAAGUUUUUAAAAAUAUAUCGUAAAAUAUCUUUGAACGUUAUUAACUCUUUAACGAUGUCUUCGAAUAUUAAAUUUUAUUAAAUUUUGAAACAACAUAGUGGAAUAUUGAACUGAUACAGUGACUUUGGAUUAAUAUAGUGAACCGUCGAAACAAUUUUUUACGAUUUCUCGAGUUUCUGAAUAUCGUGAACGUUAGAAGGAAAGUGAGUGUUCCUGUGCCGAUUAGAGAGAAAAUAGUUUCAAUAGUGGAAGACAGUCUGAUUUAUCAUCCGCUGUUUGGCUGGACGAAUGUUUUAGAAAACCCUUGGGCCUCGCCGACUUGGAGAACGCCCGCGUGAAUUAAGCUGGCAAAAAAUUGAAAUACCGUUGGUACCGUGAUCCUGCUGUCUUCUUCGGGAGUUCCUCGAACGGACAUUUCAUCUUUAAUAUAGAUUCGUUGUAGACCGACGAUCAAGAUGAAAUUAUCCUGGAUCUUUCACCAUCUGUUGAUUCUGACCAUGAUGUUUCCUACGAGCCUGGCAGCCUCGACGAGAAUACGGAGCAGGAAGAAGCCCGUCAAAGAGACGAAAGAAGUGAACAUCUGUGCGAUCAGAGGCGUACAGGCUCCUAUGUACUGUUACUGCGAUAACAAUGCCAUUAGAAACGCCACGGAAGCCACUUGCGUCGUGUUGAGCCGGUUCAGCAUUAACGAUCCAACAUGGAAUUAUUUCGUCUCGCAGAUCUUCUUACAGAAGCUAAAGAUCGUGGUUCGAACGCCAAACGGAUUGGAAUACAUACCGGUUCAACUGCUGAAACAGCUGAAGAACUUGCAGAAGAUCACGCUCCAAGAUGCCAACAUCGACGAGCUGAAGGAAUCCGCGUUCUCAAACCUUCCUACGAUCACAGAAAUCGAUUUGAGCGCGAAUUCCAUUUCGACGCUGAGGACGCACGCGUUUGAGAACAUGAAGAAUCUAAUCGUGAUCUUCUUGAACUCGAACCGGAUCACCGAGAUCAAUAGAGAGACGUUCAUCAAUCUACCAUCGAUAAAGAUGCUCUGCCUGAACGAGAACAACAUCAGCACGUUGCACGACAAGGCGUUCAAGCAUCUGACUACUUUAGAAGAACUGCAGCUAGUCGACAAUCAGAUCAAAGUCAUCACUGCCGACAGUUUCCACGGUUUGAAAAGUCUGCUGAAGCUGGACAUGCGUAACAAUUUGAUCGCCAUGAUUGGCGAUAGAACUUUCAUCGAGUUGGUCUCGUUAAAGCAGCUGGACCUCGACCAAAACGAGAUUGAGUUUAUUUCGGAGAAGGCGUUGGAUGGAAUGGUAAAUUUGCAGAAGUUGCAACUUUGUGAUAAUAAGUUGGUCACCCUGGAACCGAAUUUCCUGGCCGGUGCAACGGGAAUUUACACGCUGGAUUUGCGGGAUAAUUUGCUGAUGACCUUCACCUUCGAGAAUGUCAAGCCAAUUCUAACUAAUUUGUACAACACCACAAGCUUCUUUUACCUGAGCGAGUUUCUAUAUUACUGUAGUGAAAGUAAUAAUUUGUUCUCAAAAGAGUGCGAGAAGAGAUGGAAAAUUGAGAUAAUUGGCAAUAAACUGAUGUGCGACUGCAAGCUGGUAUGGAUGUGGGGCCUGAGGAACCAGACGAAGAACGUAAAGCUGCGGGAAUCCCUGGAGAAGCUCACUUGCUUACUGGAGACCAAUAACGCAACGAUGAAGGUUACUAAUAGCCACCGUGAAUGGAACGCAGCGCUCAAAAUUGCACGAAAAUCAGAGGACGGCAGCAUCGAGGACUACGACGCUUACUUGGGCGACGAAUACGAGAGCAAAGAUGGAUAUGAGGAUUCCGAUUCUCAGCCGGAGAUGCAGACGGUGGACGGUAAACUGUACUACGUGAAGAACCUAUUCGACUUGAAAGUAGAAGAGCUGCCGUGCCCGAAGGAAAAGUCAAAAAAAGAUGGAAAAGGAAAUAAAACGGAUUCCGUAUGGCGUUCAUCUUCGUCUGACCUCAUUUGCUUCGACCUCCUCCUAUUCUCUCUGCUCCUGUUUCUGCCUGUUCUGUUCAAUUAAAAACACCUACGUUCGCUGGACGGCCCAACAAACAGAUCGGAAAGACGACCCGCGCAUGAAGACAAGGACAAUUCUUGCUAUUCGGAACAUAUGAGCGUGCAUAAUCGAAUCGCGCAAGGUGUGUAUGUGUAUGUGUAUGUAUCGUCGCGUGCGUUCUCACCGCUGUUCUUCGAGGUUUGACGCGUCUCGAACGAUUCUUCUUGCCGAGGAAUUUUUGUUUUCUCACUUCGAACAAGCUUUCUCCGCCAUCGUCGCUUGGCAAGAUAGAUUUUAUGGAUAUCCGCAGAGUAUUUGGUAUUCUUCCGGUGGAAAGAAUUCGUUGUAGCAAGGAUCGUGGGCUAUACUAUCUCGCCGAAUUUGAUCCUUGGCGCGAGAUCAAGCGAUGUAUCGAGUUUCUGGAAUUUUUAACGUUUCUCGAUGAGACGAAGCGAGUUCCAGGCCUCGGGAAAUUUAUCGCCAACGAGAGAGCAAUCGAUGCGAGAUACGUAAUUGCUAAACUUGUAGAGUUUACUCUACAAGUAUUUCAGCAUUUUUCGAGUUCCAAUUUCAAGAAGCUUUCAUGUUUCUAAAUUGCAACAAAAACUCGAACAACUCGAUGAUCCGUAGUAUCUCGAUCGAUCUCUUCCUUCCACCGCUAUCCGCAAAAUCUAACUAAACCAAUGAAACUUACAAGCGUGAGAACUUGAACACGAUGAAACGGACGAGAGACAUCGAUCGUCAGUUUCAGCCAACAAGAAGCCGAGGUGAGUGAUAGAAACUCCGAGGCGACGACGAGCGAAACAUCAAUUUGACUCUUCUCGUAAAUGAAGAAGCGUUCAAGUCGCGUCAAAACCGUCCGGGAACGAUCGACGGAUCGUUCGCGAAGCUGAAUUCCACCUACACACGGUGAGAAGAAUUUUGAAACGCGUGAUGUCGAACGUCGUUGAAAUUCGAAUCGGAUUUAUCGAGCGCGAUCUCGCGAGAUGACACGGAGUACAUUUGGAAUAUAUGUAUCUUCGAUGGAAAAAACACGUUCGAUUCACGUUUUUCUACGCACGGACUCGUUAUCACCGCGUACGUUUACAGGCUGCUUAACCAGCCGACACUUUUCAGUGACCAUUUUUUAUUAUUGACUUUUCGACGUACUUUUAUUCUCCAUAAUGGAGUCCCUUUUUCGAACGAUCGAUUAUUAAAUAUAAACUCGUGUUUUUCGUGCGAUGUUUUCAUUAGUUCGCUCGAUUAUAGAGAACGUUUGUACAUAAUUGGUCGGGAAUAGUCUUCGUGUGCUUACGUCUCAUGUCUACAUACAUGUCGUGUCAACCGCGGAAGGAACAGAUUUUCUCAAGAAGAAUGGAAAAAAUAUCUUCGAAAACUAUCAAUAAGUAAAUUAUAGACUGAAUUAUCGAUUACGUAGAUAUCUAAUUUCGACUAAUUUCCAUCGCAUGAUCAAUCAGCGAUAACUUAUCAACGUUAAUUGGAUAUAAAUCCGCAAAUGGAAAUGGGAAUCCGCGAUCGGAUUGCAAUCGACGAAAUUACAGCCUCUGUUAUCUGUUCAUUUUAUCAAUCACAGAGUUCCCUUACUAAUUAAUUCAACUAUCAUCAAAGAAUUCGAAACUACCUCUUUCAAUUCUGUCGUAUUUUCAGAUUUUCUUUUACGAUUAAAAUCCACGAAAAUCCUUUUAUCCGCGAUGUAAUCUUAGAUAAUAACAGGGUAUAUAUAUAUAAUAUAUGUGUGUAUAUGUAUAUUAAAAAAAAAAAAGAAAAGAAAAAAAAGAAAAAAAAGAAAAAAGAAAAACAAAAGAAAAAAGAAAAAAAAAGAAAAAAAAAGAAAAAAAAAGAAAAAAAAGAAGUAAGAAAUAUCGAUAUCACGUAAUUUCCAACUUUGAAAAAGUUACCAUAUAUUUCCAAUUAACCAAAUAUAUCGAACGUAUCUAAAAUCUCCAAUCGCUUAAAAUAUUACCACUUAAAUAUUACCAAUAUUAUAAAAUUUACCAAUAUUACCAAUAUAUAAAAUAUUACCAAUAUGCUCAAGCUAAACUUUCUAAAUAUAUCGUGAAUGUUUAUGAUAUUUGUAUGUAUUUUUUAAUCCGCACGAAGACUAUUCCAACCAAGUCUGAUUCAUCGUUGCUUAAAUCUACAUACACAUAUACGUACGCACACAGAACACAUGUACAUGUUGGCAAUUUCUGGCCAACCGCGUCCUCGCGAGGCUCUCGGAAGUUCGACGGGAACGGAAGUUGACCGAAGAGACGAUCCACUCGAAGCUUAGUCAAUUCCCCGUGCAAUCGCGCCGGUUUUAUCGUUGUGGAUCAGUCUCCACUCUCUUAAUCCCUCCCUCCCUCCCACUCUCUCUCACUCUCUCUCACUCUCUCUCACUCUCUCUCACUCUCUCUCACUCUCUCUCACUCUCUCUCUCUUCUCUCUCUUUCUGUAAACGCACAAAAUCCCCUGAAAAACCGCAACGGUAAAUCCAUCUCGAUAUGUAGAAACGAUUAUCGAACACUGCUAACGUUUCUCCGGAUUGCUUCAGAGAUAGAUCUAAAUCGCUGAUGCUAGUAUCGAUAGCGUUGGACUUUGAUGUAAAAUUGUAACGACGCUGGAGGAGAAACGAGAGCAAUCUGAUGUCGUAAUUUUCUCACAAAUUCAUUUGCUACAAAUGUGAAAUUUUGUCGUUUUAUUUUUAGUAGCCAGAUACGUCUGUAAUAUUUUGCAAAAUUUAAGUCUAUAGAAAUGCUGACGCUAAUUAAAACGCCAUUGGCUAUAAUAUGAAAUUUGCAAGCUUUUUUUUCAGCCAUUUUUUUGGAAAUGCUGAGAUAGGUUUGCAGUAGAAGAUGAAAGAUAUUUGUUGAAAACAUAGAUUUUAAUUAAAACAUAGAUUUACAGAGACGUUAAUUAAAACGGCAUUGCUUGUGUUAUGAGAUUACAAACGAUACUGGAGGAAGACUGGAAAAGAGUGGAUCGUGACUGGGAAAUUUAUUUCCGGCAUAAGGAUGGAAUACAGUUGCGGAAUACUGGGAAUCACCCGGUCAAAUCA